AUGCAAGUGGGUUUCAGCUCGUUAGCCUAUGGCAUGGUGUGGCCUGACCUGUUGCUGUUGCUGUUGGAUUUCGUCAACAUGGACCCUUCACCCUUUUUGAAGACAUCUGCAUGCCUAGACUCACUGAUGUUUGCCUAUGGCAUGACCCAACCAGGUUUCAUGCCUCCUGUGUUGGAUUUCAUCCAUCUUGACUCAACCUCAUCAUCGAGGUCUCAUUCUCAAAUGGACAGCGUGUUGCCGCCCUAUGGCCUGUUUAAACCUGAUUUCUCACUUUUGGUCUUGGACUAUGCACACAUUGGACCUUCGAUUUCAUCGCAAACCUUUCUGUGUACAGAGCUUUUUCUGUUGGUCUAUGGACUGACCUGCAUUGACUCAAGUCCCUCGUUGCUUGAUUGUCUCCACAUCGGUUCCUUCCUGUCCUUACAAGGCUCCGCGCAACUGGAAAGCGCUUUGUUGGUCUAUGGCCUGAACUGGUUAGGCAGCUCCCUAUCCCUCUUGGACUUUGCCCAUCUGGACCUGGCUUUGUUGUUGAGAAGCUACUGCCACCCGGGCUCUGCGUUGUUGAUUUAUGGGGUGAUGCAUCUUGAUUUCUUGCUGCCAGUCUUGGAUUUUAUCAACUCAGGCUUUACACUUCUUCCGCAAAGUUUCCUGAGAAUGGGAUUGUCCCUUUCCAUUUAUGGCGUGAGUUGCCUUGGCUUCUCGUGUUCAGCCUUGGAUUUCUUGCAUCUGGACUUUGCUCUUUUUUCACGAUCCCUUUGUCGCCUGGGUUUGAUGCUCUUUUCGUACGGUGUCUCUCGCUUGGAGCCUGCUCCAUCUAUGCUGGAUCACGCAACCUUGGGAUCGGCGAUGCCAGUGCAAUCGCUUGUCCACCUUGAAAGCAUGGUUUCAGUCUACGGUAUUUGUAGCCUUGGCAGUUCUCUGUCGGCCCUGGACCUUGUCCACUUGGGUUUUCUGCUGUUUUUGCGUAGCUUUUUCCAACCUGAAAGUCUGAUGUUGGUUUUCGGCAUUGGAAAACCAGAGUCACUAUUGCUUGUCUUGGACUACGUCAUGACGGGAUUCCCAAUGUCAUUGAGGUCCCUUGCAUGCUCGGGCUUCAUCUUGUCCGUCUUCGGAAUCACCUGGCCAGAUUUUCUGUUGCCGUUGUCGGACCUUUGUCAAUUUGACUUCUCAUCACCUACGCGGAGCUUUGUUCGGGCAGGUCUUGUGACAUUUGCUUACGGCAUGACCUGCUCAGAAUUCACUUUUCCCUCGUUAGAUUUCAUUCAUCUGGGACCCCUGCCUUCCUUGCAAGGUCUGGUGUGUAUGGGUUCCUUCCCGUUGGUCUCUGGCCUAUCUUGGCUGGGUCCCAUCUUGCCGCUUCUGGACCCUGCAAAUCUGGACUUGACACCUUUACUGCGAGGCUUCUUGUGCUUGGAGCUCAUACUGCCUCUCUUUGGAUUGACAUGUUUGGGAUCCUUUUCAUCAGUUUCGGACUUUGUUGGACUUGGCUCCUCCUGCCCUCUGAGAUCAUUUUUGCACAUGGGUAGCCCCUCAUCUAUCUACGGCACAUCAUGCUUGGAGUUGCUGCUGUUGGUCUUGGACCUCGUUGGGCCAGGGUCGUUACUGCUGCCACAAACGUUUGCGCGUUUGGACUUUGUCCUGUUGGCCUUUGGGAUUAUGUGUAUGGACUCAUUGCCAUCAACAUCAGACCUGAUGCAGCUGGGAAGCUUCUUGUCCCUUCGUUCAUUCCUGCGUUUGGGUCUCUUGCUGUUGGUCUACGGCAUCACGACCAUGGAAAGUAUUCUGUUCACUUUGGACUUUUUAAAUGUGGAAUUUGCGCCAUCUUCGCACAGCCUCAUUCGCUUGGGUAGCCUGCUGCUGCUCUACGGAUUUGCACCCUUCCUGAAGAACUUUGGUUGUUUCGACAGCAGCCUUCCAAUCAUCUCAACGGUUCGUUUGGGCAGUUGUUCGUCAGUGAUAGAUUGCCUGCACUUUGAUCUUACCCUGUCACUUCACAGCUUCGUUCACCUGGGAUUUUUGCUGUUCCUCUUUGGCAUGAGUCGCCUGGGUUUUUCGACCUCAGCUUUGGACUUUGCAAUGGUGGGUUCAGCUCUAUCCCUUAGAUCAUACAUGCGACUUGACCUUUCUCUCUUGGUCUAUGGAAUCCAACGGUUGGACCCAAGUCUCUCAGUGCUGGACCAUGUGCAAUUGGACUUGCCAAUGCCCUUGCACUCCCCCAUUCGUUUGGGAAGCAUCUUGUCGGUCUACGGCUUGACACGAAUCGGCUUGUCGUUGUUGACCUCAGACUUCAUUCACCUGGACUCACUGUUGUUCCUGCAGACACUCCUGCGCACCGGUUCAGCCCCAUCGGUCUAUGGUGUUUGUCGCCCGGAGUUCAUGUCGUUGCUGCCCGACUGCACCCACCCCGGAUCUGCCACCUCACCCAGAAGCCUUGCCCGGCCUGGGCCGCCCUUGUUGGUUUAUGGCAUGUCCACUUUGGAGCUGCUGCUGUUGCUGCUGUUGUCCAUGUUGGUUUUUGGCUUAUCGCGGUCAGAGCCUCCUUUGUCUGUUCUGGAUCCUGUGAAUCUGGGAUUCUCCAUGUCACUGCACAGUUCCAUCUAUGCUGGCUCCCUCCUGCCAGUCUAUGGUUUGUCGCACCUGGGCUUUUCAACACCAGCGUUAGACCUUGUGAACUCGGGCCUGCCUCCGCUUUUUCCUGCUGUUACGGACUUCUAUGCACAUCGAACUAUCGGCCCAGUGUUGUUGCUGCAAACCUCCCAUCGUGUCGGCCUGGUGUCGUUGGUCUAUGGGGUGUCAUGCUUGGGGCCAAAUCUGUUGAUUCUGGACUCCGUGAGCAUGGGAUCAGGAUUGUUUCUGCGGGGCUCCUGUCAACUUGAGUUCUCGCUAUCAGCCUAUGGUAUCAGCUGUUUGGGUUCCUCGUUGCCAGCCUUGGACUAUGUUUGUUUGGGCUUAACUAUAUUGCCACAAUCAAUGGCUUGGUUGGGCAGUCCUUUGUCAACCUGGGGAUUGACUCGCUUAGAACUAUUGAUUUUUGCUUUGGACCUUGGAAAUUUUGAAUCCUUGGUGCUGGCACAAAAUUUCUUCCGCACUGAUCUUUCACCUUUGGUCUAUGGCAUCUGUUGCUUGGGCCUCUCACCGUUGUUGUUGGAUCCCAUUCAGCCUGGCCUGUUGAUGUUGUCGCAGCACCUUAUUUGGCUUGGUAGCGCUCCAUCAGCCUUUGGCAUGUCGCGCCCUGAACUGCCGCCACCGGCGUUGGAUUUGGUGCACAUCGAGCCGUCCUUGUUGUUGCGGGGCUCCUUCCAAAUGGACAGUGCACUGCUGGUCUUUGGCUUGGCCUGGCUGGAAAGCUCCCCUUCAGCACCUGAUUUUGUGCAUGUGGACAGCUCGUUGCUCUUGAAAUCUUUCUCAAAGCUGGGAUUCAGCACCUCAAUCUAUGGAAUUUCAAAGCUGGCAUCUCUGCUUUCAGCCUUGGAUCUUGUGGUUCCGGGGUCGACACCUCUGCUCCAAAGUUCAUUCUGCCCAGACCUUUCCCUUCCAGCAUUCGGCAUGAGUUGCCCGGACUUCUUCCUGUUGGCCUUAGACUAUGUUCAGUUUGAGUUUCCCUUGCCUCUGCGAAGUUUCCUCUGCCCGGGUCUGAUACCUUCAGUCUUUGGAAUGUCUUGCCCCGAAAGUUUCUUGUUCAUCCUUGAUUUCGUACAAAUGGGCUUCUUGUUGUUGCUUCGGGCAUUCUUCCAACUAGGCCUGGUGCCGUUGGUCUGUGGUGUCACUUGGUUGGGCUCUUCACUGCUGAUCUUGGACCUCAUGCACUUCGAUUCCAGCAUGUCGACCCAAAGUCUCGCUCGCAUUGGCUUGAUUUUGUUUAUGUAUGGCCUGACGUGGUUAGGCCUCUCCAUGUCGGUUCUGGAUCCUGCAACCAUUGCAUCCUCCAUGUUUCUUAGAGGCCUCUUCAGACUCGAUCUCUUGUUGUUGGCAUUUGGAAUCUCUUGGCUCGAGCUUCGUGCAAAUGGGUCUUUCACUGCCAGCAUUUGGUUUGACAAGACCCGUCAACCAUCUUUGCUUUGGACGGUGCACAUUUUGAAUCCGCGGUCCCUGUCAGAUCCCUCUGCAGAACAGGCUUUUUGUUUUCCAUCCCCCGUCCGCAGCUUUGCACACUCUGACUCCUCCCUCUCAUGCUUCAGCCAAGCACGCUACGAUUCGUCAAUGUUGGCCUUGGACUUUCUUCACUUGGGCUCUUCAGUCUCCCUCCAUAGUCUCGCACAACUUGAAUCGAAUCUGUUGGCCUUUGCGAGAACAAAGCUUGGCUUCCCAUUGUUGGUCCUGGAUUCUUUGCAUUUGGACCCUGCCCUCCCAAUAAGGAGCUUUGCAUGCAUGGACUCCGCAAUGUUCACCCUGGAUUUCUUGCACCUGGGCAGUUCCUUCCUAACCAGGAGCCUCGCUAGGUGCAGCGGCCAACCUGGUUCCAACUUGUUACUGUUCUCUGUCUCAAGAAUGGGUUUCUCCUUGCCUGUGCUGGACUUCACGCAUUCAGAUCUCCUCUCGUUUCUACAAUCAUUGGCACGCAUGGGGUCACUGGUUUCUGCUUUCAGUCUGUGUUGCUCUGGCUUCACGAUGCCGGUGUCUGACGCAACGCAUUUGGAAUUGCUGCUGUUGACUCAAAGCAUGGCCCGACUUGACUCGGCUUUGCCGGUCUUGGACCCUAGUCAUUCGGACUUCAUUUUGUUUCUCAGGAGCCUUGCCAGGCUGUCAAUCUACGACGUGGUCCGGACUGGCAGUUGUUUGUCUGUCCGGAGCUACAGCAAAUCAGGCUCCUUCCUAUUGGUUUUGGGAGCGACACGCCCCAGCCUUUUGCUGCCUGCGUUGGACUUUGCCCACAUGGAUUUGUUGCUGUCACUCCAAGGCUUUGCAAGAUUAGACUCCGCCCCAUUGAUCAUGGACUUUUUGCAACUAGGGUUUGCCCUUUCUUUGCAAAGCUGUGCGUGCGCUGAACCAUCCUUUUUUUUCUUCAGCUCUAAGCGACCGGGUUUGAGUUUGCCAGUCUUGGACCUUGUGCAAAUAGGCUUCUCCCCUCCUGUGCGCGGUGCCUUGCGCCUUGGCAGUGCCUUGCUAGUCCUGGAUCCUGUACACUCAAGUUCAGUUAUGUUGGCUCGAGGUUUGGGACGUUUUGGAUUUCUCCUCCCAGUGUUUGGAGGAACCAGACUGGAGCUGCUGAUGUUGAUCUUGGACUUUGGCCAGCCGGGCCUUUUGACUUCCUCGCGCAGCCUUGCACAACUGGGCUCUUCAGUCCCUUCCUUUGGGUUUGCUUGUGCAGACUCUUCACUCUUUGUUUGUGACAUGGCCGUCCCAGGAUUGCUGUUGCUGUUGAGGUCCCUUACACACUUGGGUUCCGCCAUGUCGGCUCUGGACUUUUUGCAUUUGGGACCAGUGUCACCCUUGAGAUCCCCUGCUCGCUUAGGCUUGCCAACGUCCGUGUUUUCGAAGUCAAAUCCCGAGUCUUCACCUUCUCUGCUUGAUGUGACUAUGGUGGACUCAGCCCUACUAAUGAGAUCCUUUGUAUGCCUGGACUUUGUCCCGUUUCUGUUGGAUUUUGCAAACUCUGGACCAACCCCAUUGACACGUGGCCUUUCAUACCCUGGACCUGCUACGCUGAUCUUGGACUUCUUGCACUUGGGAUUGCCCUUGUUUAUGAGGUCACCAGCUCGAUCCGAGUUCUUGGUGUUGCUCUUUUGUGGUCAACGACUGGAGUUGACCUUGUUGAUCUUUGAUUGCCAACAUUUGGGAUCCUUGUUGCCCCUACGAAGCUUUAGUCAACUGGGCUUGCAGCUCUUCUUGUGUGCCAGAGCCAGGUCAUUCGCUCAGCUUGAACUUUCGCUGUCAAUCAUGGACUCUGCAGCCCUGGACUUGACACCCUUUCUGAGGUCAGUUGCAAAAGCAGAUUUCUUGGCGUUUCCCUCCAGUUGUGCCCGAUUUGGCCUAAUGGUGCUAGUCUAUGAUUGUGGAAGUCUCGAUUCCUUGUUGCCUUUGAGAUCCAUGGGUUGCAUUGACAGCGCAACGUUUCUAUUUGGCAUCGGUCGCCUUGACUUGACCUUGUCUGUCUCUGACUGCGCAGCCUUUGGCUCGUCAAUGUCGCUUCGUAGCUCUGCCAAAUCAGAUUUAGUAGUCUCGCUGUUCAGCUGCCUUCGCCUUGGGCUUCUGAUAUCAAUUUUGGACAUGGCAGAAAUGGAUCUGAUGUUGUCGCUGCGAUCCUUUGCGCAUACCGGCUUUACAGUCUCUGUAUCCCGCCAAACGCGAUUUGAGUCUUUGCUGCUAGUUUUGGACUUUUUGCAUCUUGACCCACCAGCACUGAUUCAUGCUGUGACUCAACCUGGUUCCGUCGUGUCAACAUUCAGCUGCUUCAGGUUCGAACUUUCCCUGUUGGUAUUUGAUCAUUUGCGAACGGGUCUUUUGCUGUUGUCGAGAAGUUGCAGUUGCUUGGGGUUCUCUUUCUUGAUCUUCGGAAUUUCUUGUUUAAGCUUCCCUUUGCUGGUCUACGACAUCUCAACUUUGGGCUUUUCCCUGUUGGUGCGCAGUCCAAUUCAUCCUGAAUCCCCUCUGCUGAUUUCUAGCGCUUCGGAAUUUGACUCCCUGCUGUUUCUUCUCGACCUCGCGCUCUUCGAAUCACUUCCUUCAUCGCGCAGUGCGGCCCAACUUGGCUCAUUGCCGUCUCUCUUCUCCAGGACCAGCUUGGACUUCGCGAUGUUAGUGCUGGAUCCUUCGCACCUGGGGUUUCUGAUGUCUCUUCAAAGCUUUGGUCAACUGGAGUCAAUGAUGCUGGUCUCUGCAACCGUAUGUCCAGACUCACCGCUGCUUGUGCUUGAUCAUGCUUAUCCAGACCUAUUGUCGCUUGUCCGAAGUUACGCACAACUGGGCUUGGCGCUUCCUGCCCUGGACUGCAGUGCCCUAGAUUUACCACUAUCUCUGCACAGCUAUGCUUGCUUGGGCGCAGCAUCCCCAGUCUUCUCAGUGACAAAUCCCGACUUUUUGUUUCCAGUCUUCGACCUUGCCACGAUGGGUUUGCCAAUGUUUCUGCAAAGCAUGGGAUGUCUUGAGUUGGUCAUGUUGCUGUUCAGCUUUGCUCGCUUCGACCUUUUGGUGCCAGCUUUGGACUGCAUUUCUCUGAGUUUAUCAUCGUCUCUGCGAAGUUGGGCGCGAUUGGACUCAAGUUUGCUGAUCUUUGGCAAAGCUAGUUCUGGCUUCUUCUUUCUGAUCUUAGAUACAAACUGCCUGGGAUUGUUUCCUUUGUCGCAAAGCAUAGGUUGA
This is a messenger RNA of Cladocopium goreaui, 7296 nucleotides long. Lineage: Eukaryota; Dinophyceae; Suessiales; Symbiodiniaceae. The record is from the annotation of a GenBank genome assembly.